Messenger RNA from Daphnia magna, 7960 nucleotides. RefSeq names its product serine/threonine-protein kinase mTOR (gene Tor). Gene Ontology annotation, molecular function: protein-containing complex binding; protein serine/threonine kinase activity; protein binding. NCBI's taxonomy places the organism in Eukaryota, Metazoa, Arthropoda, Branchiopoda, Diplostraca, Daphniidae. Gene Ontology annotation, cellular component: TORC2 complex; nucleus; TORC1 complex. Gene Ontology annotation, biological process: TOR signaling; negative regulation of macroautophagy; protein phosphorylation. The record is from RefSeq and is a predicted model, not a curated record.
AUUUACUUCUAGUUGUCUACCUAAAAAAUUGUAAAGAAAACAAAACAAAAAAAACCAAAAAAAAAAAAAACCUUUUUUUCUUUCGUUUUGUUUGUUGAUAAAUGGAACUAACGGCUGCGUCAUAGCAACAUUUUUUUUCUAGAGAGUAUGUUGGUUUGUUGACAAUUGAUAACUUUUACUUGUUCCCACUUUACAAUGUGGCUGAUCUGAAAUUGAUUCUAUUAACAAUUCUUUGUAAAGUAAGUAAGGUUCCUCUUUAGCAUAAAUAAUGGCAGCUGCAAUAAUGCAACAGUUCAUCAGUGGGCUUAAAUCUCGAAAUGAAGAUUCAAGGUUGAAGGCUGCUCGAGAUUUACACCAUUAUGUGACAUCUGAAUUGAGAGAGGCAUUACAAGAAGAUGUCAUUUCAUUUGUGGAUGAUUUAAAUCACCAUAUAUUUGACAUGGUCUCCAGCUCAGAUGUAAAUGAAAAAAAAGGUGGCAUUCUGGCUAUAGUUAGUUUACUUCAAGUAGAUGUUGGAAAUACCAAUGCCAGGAUGACUAGGUUUGCUAAUUAUUUGAAGAACUUACUCCCUUCCCAAGAUGUUGUUGUCAUGGAACUAACUGCAAGGGCACUUGGAAAAUUGACUUUAGUGUCAGGAAGCUAUACAGCUGAAUACGUGGAAUUUGAAGUGAAACGUGCUUUCGAAUGGCUCAGCGGCGAGAGAAAUGAAGGCCGCAGGCAUGCGGCGGUAUUGGUCUUACGAGAAUUGGCUUUAUCCACCCCCACUUUCUUUUUUCAACAAGUUCAGACUUUUUUUGAUGUCAUUUUUUAUGCCGUACGGGACUCUAAACUAAUGAUCCGUGAAGGUGCAGUUACCGCUUUACGUUCUGCUUUAGUCGUGACCUCUCAGCGAGAAACUAAAGAAGCGCAAAAGCCUACUUGGUAUAAGCAGUGCUUUGAUGAGGCCCAACAAGGUUUCGAGGAACCGUUGGCCAAAGACAAAGGGCUAACAAAAGAUGAUAGGGCCCAUGGCUCACUUCUGGUUCUUCAAGAACUCUUACGUUGUUCGAAUGCAGAAGGCGAACGACUCCUUGCUGAAUUAGAACAAUUGAAUUCGCUUCAUUCACAAACUGUUCAGGAUAGUCUAAUUUCUACCACAUCUCGAGUGUUGCCCAACGGGGCAGUUGAACUGAUCAACACUCCCUCGCUCUACAACAACUUGCGCCUGUUACCGGGACAUGUUGCUCAAUCGAGGAUAGGUAGUGCUGUGUCACCGCUGUCGAUUGUUGCACCUCAGCAGUACCCUAUAGUAGAAAGUGCUGCUUGCCGUCAGUUGACCGCUGAUCAUUUUGAUGACAUUUGUGCCAACACGCUUCGACACAGCAUCUCGAAAAGUGUCCAUGUACAGGCAGCCUUAAUGGGAAUUCUACCAAGGUUGGCUGCUUACGAUCGAACGCGCUUUUCCGAUAGGUAUUUAAAUACCACCAUGGGCUACCUGAUGACAUGCGUAAACCGGAAAGAAAAAAACCAACUUGCCUUGAUCACUAUUGGCUACAUAGCUGUUUGUAUUGAAGGAGAUAUUGCAAAAUAUCUGCCGGGUAUCAUUAACUAUAUUCGUACCACGUUACCUCAGAGCAAGGACCCAUCUACAAAAAAGCGCUCCACCCCUCCCGACGUUGCUGUUUUUGUCUGCCUGAGUUUGCUUGGCCGGGCCUUAGGGCGUUCUCAUUUAACAACCGAAUUCAAGGAACUGCUGGAUCCCAUGCUCUCCGUUGGGCUGAGCCCUGCCUUGACAACAUGUCUACGUGAACUGGCAUUGAGAAUACCUCUUCUUAAGAAGGAUAUUGCUGAAGGACUGCUGCGGAUGCUUUCAUUGGUUUUGAUGCAUCAACCGCUUCGCCACCCAGGAAUGCCCAAACACCUUAUGGCACUCAAUCCAGUUGCAAUUCAACCCCUAGCUUCGGCUGGAGACGACGUCAACAAUACUGUUUUAGCGCUGAGAACGUUAGGAAAUUUUGACUUUCAAGGUCAGCCACUGUUACUACAAUUCGUUCGCCAUUGCGCCGAUCACUUUUUGUGCAGCGAGCAAAGAGCAAUACGACUCGAAGCAGUACGGACUUGCAGCCAAUUGUUAAAGUGUGCACUGCAGGAAUCCGUAAAGUUAAAGAAGAAACCUCUGAGAAGUAGCGGAGUUCGGUUGGUCUCUGCUACUGUAGCCGAAGUCUUGAGCAAGCUACUCACCGCCGCAAUCACGGAUCCUGACGCCAGUGUUAGAUAUUGCGUAUUCGCAAGUCUCGAUCCUCAUUUCUUUUCCUACUUGGCGCUUGCAGAAAACCUCGGCUCCAUAACCGUCGCCCUGAAUGAUGAAGUCUUCGAGAUCCGUGAAAUGGCUGUUUGCAUCAUUGGACAUUUGUCUUCGAUGAAUCCAGCCUACAUCAUGCCUGCUCUGAGGAAACUAUUAAUUCAAUUGCUAACUGAACUGGAACAUAGUGGCAUGGGUCGGAAUAAAGAGCAAAGUUCCAGAUUGCUUGGCCGCCUGGUUUCCUCUGCACCCAGACUUAUCAAACCUUAUAUGGAACCGAUUCUAAAAAUUUUGGUCCCAAAAUUAAAGGAAAAUGACCCUAAUCCCGGAGUUACAAUUGCUGUUCUCACUGCAAUCGGAGACUUAGCUCAAGUUUCUGAGAGUGAAAUGAGGCUUUGGAGCCCUGAACUACUCCCAUUGCUGUUGGAUAUGUUGGCUGAUUCUAGUCUUCCGGCGAAAAGAGAAGUAGCUUUGUGGACCUUGGCACAGUUAAUCGAAAGUACUGGAUGUGUGAUUCAGCCCUAUCAAGAAUUUCCAUCAUUGCUUGAGCUGCUGCUUAGCUUUUUAAAAACAGAGCAGCUCGUCUCUAUUCGCCGUGAAACCUUAAGGGUAUUGGGUUUGCUUGGAGCGUUGGAUCCUUACAAACAUAAAAUGAACUUGGGUCAUAUUGAUAGUCAGGGCGACUCAAGUGCCGUUAUGUCGAUGUCGGAUGGUCGGGAUGCAGACUCUUUUAUGGAUUCAUCGGCAAGCGAAAUGUUAGUCAACAUGAAUUACUCCUCGUUAGAAGAAUUUUAUCCUGCAGUCGCAAUUGCAACUCUUAUGCGUGUAGUAAAGGACCAGACUCUUUCCCAGCAUCAUAACACAGUCGUUAAUGCAGUGAUGUUCAUCUUUAAAUCGUUGGGUGUUCGAUGUGUUCCUUACAUUAAGCAAGUUGUCCCUAGUUUUGUGAAUGUCGUUCGUUUUACCCCACUAACGGAGGUUUCUCUGAAAGAAUUCCUGUUCCAGCAACUUGGAUUUCUUAUCGCUAUUGUUAAGCAACAUAUUCGCCCAUAUUUGGAUCAGAUCUUAGAUCUUGUGAAAGAGCAUUGGACUGUUAAUAGUCCAUUCCAAAUAACGAUUAUCUUAUUAAUCGAACAUGUAGCUAUGGCAUUGGGAGCUGAGUUUAAGAUGUACCUACCUCUUUUAGUUCCACUAAUAUUGCGCGUGUUAACACAUGAUGCCAGCAAGGACCGCAGCGUUACUGGUAAACUACUUCAGGCGGUCCAGAAAUUCGGGAGCAAUUUGGAAGACUAUCUUCAUCUACUGCUGCCACCAAUUGUUAAAUUAUUUGAUGCCAUUGAUGUGAACAUUAAUGUACGACGCACCGCUCUAGAGACGGUGGAUUUCAUCAGCGACACGCUUGACUUGAGUGAUUUUGCUUCACGCAUCAUUCAACCAUUAGUACGUUGCAUUGAGAACACCAGCGAAUUGCGUCCAGUUGCCAUGGAAACUUUGGCGUCAUUAGUUGCUCAAUUAGGAAAGAAGUAUCUUAUUUUCAUACCCAUGGUACAGAAAGUCCUGGUUCGUCAUCGAAUUCAGCAUCAACGAUAUGAUGUGUUAGUUGCCAAGAUUUUACAUGGUGGCGGUUCAGUCGAUGAAGAAGACUUAUCCGCAGCUCGCCAACGGCGAGGGAAUUCUAAAGCGAAAGAAGGGUUGAUUUCAUCGGAUACCACUGCGGUCAAACGAUUACACGUUGCCGCUAAUAAUUUGCAACGAGCUUGGACAGCAACGCGGCGAGUCUCAAAAGACGAUUGGCAGGAAUGGCUUAGAAAGUUAAGUUCAGAAAUGCUCAAGGAAUCGCCGUCUCCGCCCCUAAGGUCUUGCUGGGCACUAGGUCAGAGCUAUAUUCAAUUGCCUCGCGAUCUAUUUAAUGCCGCGUUUGUAUCGUGUUGGACGGAGCUAAGCCAGCAGCAUCAGAAUGAACUGGUUAAAAGCCUGGAACAAGCACUCCGUGUUCCGGACCUCCCUGAAAUUACCCAAACUAUUCUAAAUCUGGCGGAGUUUAUGGAGCAUUGUGAAAAGGGUCCUUUACCUUUGGAUGCCAAGUUGCUUGGUCAAAGAGCUAUGCAAUGCAGAGCGUAUGCCAAAGCACUUCACUACAAAGAAGCAGAGUUUCACGAAUCACCCACUGCUCAGGUUUUGGAGUCACUUAUAUCAAUCAACAAUAAACUUCAACAAAAAGAAGCGGCUGCCGGACUGUUGGAAUAUGCAAUGAAAAAGCAUGAAGGUGAAAUCCGAGUUCAGGAGAGAUGGCACGAGAAAUUGCACGAUUGGGAAAGAGCAUUAGAAGCCUAUAGAAAAAAAGAAAUUAACCAACAACAACAGGAACCAGAAUUAGUGCUGGGUCAAAUGCGAUGUCUAGAAGCACUGUGUGAAUGGGGACAACUACACACUUUGGCUGAAGCGAAUUGGAAACAGGUAAAUGCUGAUGUCAAGAACCGAUUUGCUCGCAUGGCAGCCGCUGCUGCGUGGGGUCUCGGAAAAUGGACUGCUAUGGAGGAAUAUGUAAAUUUCAUUCCGAAAGAAACUCAGGAUGGUGCAUUUUUUCGUUCCGUAUUAGCAAUUCACAGGGAGCAAUACAGCCAAGCUCAAACACUGAUUGACUCGGCUCGUGACCUCCUGGACACCGAACUGACGGCGCUUUCGGGCGAAAGCUAUCAGCGUGCAUAUGGAGCAAUGGUCUUAGUCCAGAUGCUUGCUGAACUAGAGGAAGUCAUUCAGUACAAAAUUCUUCCGGAAAGAAGAGGUCCCAUUCGAAAAAUAUGGUGGCAACGCCUUCAGGGAUGUCAGAGAAUUGUAGAAGAUUGGCAAAAAAUCAUCCAGGUACACUCCCUGGUCAUUUCGCCUGAAGAAGACAUGCGAACUUGGUUAAAGUAUUCGUCGCUUUGUCGUAAAUCUGGCCGUCUGGCACUCUCACAUAAAACCCUGGUGACUUUGCUCGGUACUGAUCCUUCAUUGAAUCCUGACCACCCGUUGCCUACGUUACAUCCUCAUGUAACUUAUGCGUAUUCAAAACAUCUUUGGAUGUCAAAUCAAAAAGAGCAGGCUUUCAGGCAGUUACACCAUUUUGUACAAGCCUCACUGCAGCCGCAGUCACUAUCCUCAAUAUCAACCACUCCUGUGUCUACGCCAGAGGAACCAGACCGACAAGUUGAAUUGGGAAAACUACUAGCCAGAUGUUAUUUACGACUUGGUCAGUGGCAGGAAUGCCUCCAGGGUAUCAACGAACUAUCGAUUCCUGCUGUUCUUCAGUAUUACGCUGCAGCAACAGAACAUGACUCAACUUGGUACAAGGCAUGGCAUUCCUGGGCUUACAUGAAUUUUGAAGCAGUUCUAUUUUACAAGCAUCAAGGGCAAAAUACUUCAGCUAAUCAUACGUUGAUGGGAGAUGUUAGUGCAAGCGGUGGACUGACCGCUCAACAUGUAUCGUCUUACACAGUACCUGCUGUACAAGGAUUUUUUCGCUCAAUUGCUUUGUCACAUGGGAGCUCACUGCAAGACACUCUUCGUCUCUUAACGUUGUGGUUUGAUUAUGGGCAUUGGCCAGAGGUGUAUGAGGCACUUGUAGAAGGCAUAAGAACCAUUGAUGUCAAUACCUGGUUACAAGUGAUUCCACAACUUAUUGCUCGUAUUGACACGCAACGCCAAUUAGUAGGAAGACUCAUCCAUCAACUAUUGAUGGAUAUAGGAAAGGCGCAUCCUCAGGCCCUGAUUUAUCCGUUGACAGUGGCUUCUAAAUCAGCCUUACAAGCCAGACAUAACGCUGCGAACAAAAUCUUGAAGAACAUGUGUGAACACAGUCCCGUUCUUGUCCAACAGGCUGUGAUGGUCAGUGAAGAAUUGAUCAGGGUAGCCAUAUUAUGGCACGAAUUGUGGCAUGAAGGGUUAGAGGAAGCUUCUCGGCUCUAUUUUGGUGAGCGGAACGUCACAGGUAUGUUUGCAACGCUGGAACCACUUCACGCGAUGCUAGAGCGAGGACCACAAACCCUUAAAGAAACAUCUUUUCAUCAGGCUUACGGACGGGAGCUGUUAGAAGCUCAAGAUUGGUGUCGACGUUAUAAGACGUCGUUGAAUGUUCGAGAUCUUAACCAAGCAUGGGAUUUGUACUACCAUGUUUUCCGGCGCAUUUCACGACAGCUGCCUCAACUUACGAGCUUGGAACUUCAAUACGUUUCACCAAAAUUACUCCUGUGCCGAGAUCUUGAACUAGCAAUCCCGGGAAGCUAUGUACCCAAUCAGCCUGUAAUCAGAAUAUCGCAAGUUAACAGUUCGCUGCAGGUUAUAACUUCUAAACAGAGGCCUAGGAAACUGUGCAUCACUGGUAGUAACGGCAAAGAGUACAUGUUUCUCUUAAAAGGCCACGAAGAUCUCCGACAAGAUGAGAGAGUCAUGCAACUUUUCAGUUUAGUAAACACGCUAUUAAUUCAUGAUCCGGAGACCUUCCGUCGGAAUCUUACCAUUCAAAGAUAUGCAGUUAUUCCCUUAUCAACGAACAGUGGAUUAAUCGGUUGGGUUCCGCACUGUGACACUUUACAUUCAUUAAUACGUGACUAUAGGGAGAAGAAAAAAAUUCUUCUAAACAUUGAGCACCGAAUAAUGCUUCGAAUGGCUCCCGACUACGAUCACUUGUCCCUCAUGCAGAAGGUAGAAGUGUUUGAACACGCCCUUGAACACACGCAAGGUGAUGAUUUGGCCAAGAUCCUAUGGUUGCGAUCUCCGUCAUCCGAAGUCUGGUUCGAUAGACGAAUACAUUUCAAAAGAUCCCUAGCUGUUAUGUCGAUGGUUGGAUAUAUUCUUGGGUUGGGUGAUCGUCAUCCAUCCAAUCUGAUGUUAGAUCGUUUAAGUGGCAAGAUACUUCAUAUAGACUUUGGUGACUGCUUCGAAGUUGCCAUGACUCGAGAAAAGUUCCCGGAAAAAAUUCCUUUCCGAUUGACCCGCAUGCUUGUUAACGCAAUGGAGGUGACUGGAAUUGAAGGAACUUACCGUAGCACUUGCGAAUCGGUAAUGGCUGUUCUCCGUGGAAACAAGGACAGUUUGAUGGCUGUAUUGGAAGCCUUCGUAUACGAUCCCCUCUUAAAUUGGAGAUUGGUGGUAGAUAAUGUAGCAAAUACGAAAACCACUCGACGGUCAAAAAGCAGACAUGAAUCUUCGUCAAAUAAUAGUGCCCAGGGUGAUGUUGGGGAUAGCAUGGAAAUAACCGCAAAUGCAGCAGCAAAUUCAAGCAGUGUAUUGAAUGCUGCCAUCAGUAGAAGUAAAAAUGACAUAGCAGAAGCUACUGCCAAUGACGGACCUCAGCCUGAAAUACUAAACAAACGCGCCUUGACUAUUGUUAGCCGUGUACGAGAUAAGUUGACUGGGCGAGACUUUCCUAAUGAAACUGAAGGAACACUAGGAAUUGACCGGCAAGUGGAACUUCUGAUUCAGCAAGCAACUUCCCAUGAAAAUUUGUGUCAGUGUUACAUAGGCUGGUGUCCGUUUUGGUGAAUACCGGGUUAAAAGGAAAAUCAAGUUUGUGCGUUUACGGACGAUUUUGCUUCGUGCGUUUUGUGGAUUCAGUUGGAAUUCUUAUUUUUCAAAAUUCCUUUAAUAGUUAAUUGUUGAAGUUUUAAAAAAAAAGGAAUACAAUGCUCAUUCCUUCAA